AUGCUGUGCCUGUUCUUCUGCCUGUCUUUCACCAACACCAUCCUGGACUCACUCAAGGACACCCUCGUCAUCACUGCGCCCGGCGGCGGCGCCUCUGUGGUGCCUUUCUUAACGGUGUACGCGGUCCUGCCCAGCUCCCUGCUGUUCCUGGUCGCCUACUCCUGGGCCAGCCAGCGCAUGUCGCGGGCGGCGCUGUUCAACGCCAUUGUCGUCGGCUUUGGCGGGUUCUUUGCGCUGUUCGCGCUCUUCCUGAUGCCCAACGCCGAGUCUCUGCACCUGCACGCACUGGCGGACAGCAUGCAGCAGGUCCUCCCUGCGGGCCUGGGCGGUGCGGUGGGCAUGGUGCGCAACUGGACCUACACCCUCUUCUUCUGCGCCGCGGAGCUGUGGGGCGACGUCUGCAUGGGCCUGCUCUUCUGGGGCCUCGCCAACGACAUCACCUCGCUGCAGGACGCCCCCACCGCGUACCCGCUCCUGGGCCUGGGCGCCAACGUGGCGCAGGCCGCGGCAGGUCUUGUGCUCAAGGCGAUGACUGCCGCGCGCGCGAGCGGCGCCGGCGCGGCCGGCUUUUGCCGCGAGGUGCAGGCCACCAUGGCGGUGGUGCUGGGCAUGGCGGCGGUGGCUCUAGCGGUGCACCGCCACAUCACGGUCACCCUGCCGCCGCCAGAGCACCAGGCGGAGCUGCCACCACCGCCGUUGGGGCACCUUAGCAGCGGCUUCAGCAGCGAGAGCUUUAGCAGCAGCGCCAGCAACAGCGGGAAACGCAGCCAAGGCAGCAAUGGGCACCUUGACCUGGCACUCGAGGCGGGCUGGCAGCACCCGGCACCCGCGCAGGCAGCAGGCGCGUGGCAGCAUACGGCGCGGGACCCUGAGCAGCAGCAGCAGCAGCAGCAGCAGCAGCAGCAGCAGCAGCAGCAGCAGCAGCAGGAAGCUGAGGGGGCAGACGACAGCGGCAAGAAGCGGUACUCGCUGGCGGACACCUUUGCUGUGCUGGCGGGCAGCUUGGAAAUUCGGUGCCUUGCGGUGAUGAGCCUGGCCCAGGGGCUCUGCAGCUCGUUGAUGGAAUUUGUGUGGAAGAGCCACAUGCGCCUGCUGUACCCAUCGCCCUCUGACUUCACGGCCUUUUUGGGCGACGUCGCCACCUGGACCGGCGUCGUCACUAUUGGCCUCAUGAUCGUCAGCCCUGUACUGUUUGACCGCCUCGGCUGGCGUGGCGUCGCCAACGCUACACCUCAAAUCCUGCUGUUUGGCGGCACCUUCUUCUUUGCCGCGGCUGUUGCCUACCAGCACUGGUUUGGCAGCGCAGCAGCCGCUGCAGCAGCGGCUGGCGUGGCUGCGCCGGCGCCCUGGCUGCUGGGAGGGCUAGUCAUCGGGGGCGCGCUGCUGUAUGCAUUCAGCAAGGGCGCCAAGUUCUCCCUGUUCAAGCCGGCCGAGGAGAUGGUGUACAUCACGCUGGACGAGGCAGGCCGCACGCGUGGCAAGGCAGCCAUUGACGUUGUCGGCGCGCAGGUGGGAGGGCAGUGCAUCAGAGGAUCCUGCUGA
This is a messenger RNA of Monoraphidium neglectum, 1542 nucleotides long. RefSeq names its product ADP,ATP carrier protein 1. Lineage: Eukaryota; Viridiplantae; Chlorophyta; Chlorophyceae; Sphaeropleales; Selenastraceae. The record is from RefSeq and is a predicted model, not a curated record. Gene Ontology annotation, molecular function: ATP:ADP antiporter activity. Gene Ontology annotation, cellular component: membrane. The transcript has 4 exons. Gene Ontology annotation, biological process: nucleotide transport. Bases 1 to 1542 code for a protein of 513 amino acids.